AAUCUUCUUGUUCUCUUAUUGGAAAAAGAAACAAAGAAAAACUGAAACAAUUCCACCGAGUUGGCAGUUGGAUUGUGAUUCCUCCAUUUACCAAACAACGAUUUUAAUUUUUAAAUAAAGAUGAGUAAGCAUAUGACUUGACAUACGAUUUUGAAAUACAAAAUUCCGCUCAUGAUCAGUUCCUUUAGGCAAAUAUCAUAUGUGCAAAGAAAAUAAUCCCCCUCCCGACCGUCGGUGUUUCGUGUUGGAGGGCUCUAAUGUCAUCCGAUUCGUAAUUGUUGGAUAUAUAUGAUGAUAAUUUUGUAAAUAGUCGUCAUUAAAUAGAUCCAACGAACAUAAAUAGCAUUAUGGGACCUUUUAAUGGUAAUAAAGCACGGUAGCCUCCUCUGAAUUUCGGGCGAUGCGCUCUUGUCAGUUGUCACACAUUGUUACUCAAGCAUACUUCGAUUUUGAUGAAUUGACCAUGUGUUGUGGGCGUGCAGGAUGUUUGGGACAUGGCCAAUGGCAUUGCUGACUCCACACAAGAGUGAGGUGGUAAUCCAAGGAACUGUCUGCGAGCAUCUCAACAAAAUGAAGGAGGCUACAACUACAACAAAAGAAUUAGAAGUAGUAGUAGUAGAAGAGGAUCCAAAAAUUCAUGUUUCCGGCUUUGCAUUCAACAGUUCAAUUCUUUGGGACCCUGAAAGAUGGGGCCGCCCUUCUUCCUCACAACGCACCUCCCAGAAUUCAAUCAAGUUUGUGAAGGAAGCAGCUCUAGAAGUACAAGCGGAGACCAAAUUAACACAAGGAGAGUGCUCUAAGAUAAUGGUAUGGCGUCUUCGGCUCCCCACUACUACUCCCGAAACAAUUCUUUCUUCUUCUUCUUCUUCUUCUUCUUCUUCUUCUUCAGAUAUCAGCAUCCUGUCUCAAUAAGCAAAGCAUUCAUUACAUCCACACCAAGACCUAGCCAAGCCAAACCGACCUCUACGGAAAUUUUCUUUUUUCCCCUACUUUACCUCUCUUUGUGUAAGUUCCCACGCCGUAAGGUUAUAAAUUAGCCAUUCUUUCUUCUUCAUCUAUUAUUAAUAAAUAAAGAAUAUAUAUUGCUUUUCUUUCCUACUGCCUUUCAUCCCUCCGGGUCCGGACGGACUCCUUAGAAUGUACUAGAUUCGGUUCAUAAUCGAGAUAGAAACUAGAUAUAGAAAAAUCAAGAAAUUGAGAAUCCUAUGUAAAUCCGAAGUUUUGAUUUCGUGUUAUUAUCAAUGUUAAUAAAAUUUUAUGGAAUUG
This is a messenger RNA of Linum trigynum, 1266 nucleotides long. The record is from the annotation of a GenBank genome assembly. Lineage: Eukaryota; Viridiplantae; Streptophyta; Magnoliopsida; Malpighiales; Linaceae.